Molecule: messenger RNA, 1829 nt
Organism: Oryzias melastigma (Indian medaka)
Lineage: Eukaryota; Metazoa; Chordata; Actinopteri; Beloniformes; Adrianichthyidae
Gene: ephx5
Product: epoxide hydrolase 5
Exons: 10
Coding region: 185-1591 (468 amino acids)
Biological process (GO): epoxide metabolic process; arachidonate metabolic process
Molecular function (GO): epoxide hydrolase activity
Source: RefSeq, a predicted model, not a curated record
UCUCCUCCUCCUCCCUGAAAGACUGUCGCCAUUGGAUUUUGGAAUAUCUCUUAAAACGGAAACUUUAGAAUAAAUAAAGUUCUGACCUCCGGAGUGAAAAAUCUUUCCUUUAGCCCCACGGACACUUGAGAGUGCCACUAAAGCAGGUCCAAAGUCACCUGUGAGCCGUUUGAGCCGCACGAUUAUGGAGAGACUGCAUCUUUUGAAAGACUCUUUCUUCGGCCUGGAGCCUGUCCAGCAGCAGCUCAUCAUUGGAUCUGUUGUUGCUGCUACAGGAAUUUUGGCUUUUUUUGCUCACAGAAGCAGCAAAGUGAAGACCAUUCCUCUUGGAGAAGGUUGGUGGGGAGCAGGCCAGAAGCCAGCAUCAGAGGAUGAAGCCAUCCGUCCCUUCACUAUCCAAACCUCAGAUCAAGAGAUCAAGGACCUGCAGGACCGCAUCGACAGAACCCGAUUCGCUGAACCCUUAGAGCAGAGUGGCUUCCAGUAUGGCUUUAACUCCACAUAUCUCAGGAGGGUUGUGUCCUAUUGGAGGAAUGAGUAUGACUGGAAGAAGCAGGUGGCAGUGCUGAACACCUAUCCGCAUUUCAAAACCAAAAUUGAAGGACUGGACGUGCAUUUCCUUCAUGUGCGCCCCUCACAUGCCAGCAGCCAGAAGGUUCUUCCUCUGAUGCUCGUUCAUGGCUGGCCCGGCUCCUUCUACGAGUUCUACAAGAUUCUACCACUUCUCACUAAAAACCAUGAGGGGAUUACAUUUGAGGUCAUAAUCCCGUCCAUCCCAGGCUACGGCUAUUCCGAAGCGUCUCAUAAACAAGGGUUGGACAGCCUGGCUGUUGCCAGGAUUUUUCUGAAGUUAAUGGAGCGUUUGGGAUUCUCUGAGUUCUAUGUGCAAGGAGGGGACUGGGGCUCCCUCAUCACCACUAACAUGUCCCAGAUGAAGCCUGAGUGUGUGAAAGGUCUCCAUCUCAACAUGUGCAUGUCCAUGAGGGGCUUCAAGAUAUUGCUGUCUCUGAUUAUCGGCCCCUAUCUGCCCUUCCUGGUGGGGCUCACCCGGGAGGAUGCUCGCCGAUUGUUCCCUUUCUUUAAAAAGAACGUUUGGGAAAUCCUGAAGGAGUCUGGCUACAUGCACAUUCAGGCCACGAAACCCGACACCGCAGGCUGUGGAGUCAACGACUCUCCUGUUGGGCUGGCGGCUUACAUUUUGGAGAAGUUCUCAACCUGGACUGAUUACAAAAACAGAGAUUUGGCUGAUGGUGGACUGGAGAGGAAGUACAGCUUGGAUGAACUUCUGACAAACGUCAUGAUCUACUGGACCACCGGCUCAAUCGUCUCCUCCAUGCGCUUCUACAAGGAGAACUUCAAGAGUGACCCAAACAAAAGAAUCGAUGCUCUAACCGGGAUAUUUGUGCCCACUGGUGUGGCGGCGUUUCCCAACGAGCUGGCGCACUGCCCUAAAUCCUGGGCCCAGAUUAGAUACCGGAACAUCCAGUCCUACACGUUUAUGCCGAGUGGCGGUCACUUCGCAGCCUUUGAGGAGCCAAUGCUGCUCGCUAAAGACAUCAUCCAGUUUGUGAAGAAAGUGGAGAAGAUGUAAACGUGGAACAGCAGCGGUCAUGAUGCUCUUUUUUUAUUAUCAUUCUUCACACAAGCACACACAUUCUUUAAUCUUCUACACAUCAUUUUUACUCUGCUUGAUGUUGGUUAAACUCAUUAUCAGUAAAUAAGUGCACAGAUGUUAACGUCACACUGAUAUGUCCUGAGAUCUGUUAAACAAAAGAAACAAUGUUCUUCAAACCUUUCAAGUCUUGUUCAUUAAAAAUGUAUUGCACAAA